CCCAGCGGCUGGGCUCGGCCGGGCUACACAAGGCCCCCCAGGACCGACUUGGCUCUUCCUCACGUAUCAGGGCCGAAUCCCUUUUCUGACUGACCCCGCUUCGCGAGCAAACGCCAGCUCCGUGACGUCACAGCCUUGCCCAUCCCCUCUGCUUGAUGUCACCUGGAGUCCCGUUCCCCGCUUCACUAAGUGCUCCCUUUAGUGUCCUAUUCACCUGGUCCCCGGCUGGGCUCCGGCGGCACUGCACAGAACCUGCCAGGCUAGAGACAUGCUGCGAACCCAGCAGUGAUGUGGAGGUGGAGACCCACAGGAGCCCCGGACUUCACCUGAGCUACCUCAGCAGUCACCAAGGGUGGCAAGAAAAGGAAGAAAGCCCUGAGUUGGGGGGGACCAGGAUGCCUGACCGGGACAGCUAUGCCAACGGCACUGGGAGCAGCGGUGGAGGCCCUGGAGGCGGUGGCAGCGAGGAGGCCAGUGGGACAGGGGCAGGCAGUGGCGGGGCCAGCUCAGAUGCUAUCUGUAGAGACUUCCUGAGGAAUGUGUGCAAGCGAGGCAAGCGUUGCCGCUAUCGCCAUCCGGACAUGAGUGAGGUGUCCAACUUGGGGGUGAGCAAAAACGAGUUCAUCUUCUGCCAUGACUUCCAGAACAAGGAGUGUAGCCGCCCAAACUGCCGAUUCAUCCAUGGCUCCAAGGAGGAUGAGGAUGGCUAUAAAAAGACAGGAGAGCUUCCCCCUCGGCUGAGGCAGAAAGUGGCAGCCGGCCUGGGCCUUUCACCAGCUGACCUACCAAAUGGGAAGGAGGAGGUCCCUAUCUGCCGUGACUUUCUCAAGGGUGAUUGCCAGAGAGGCGCCAAGUGCAAGUUCCGUCACCUGCAGCGGGAUUUUGAGUUUGAUGCCCGGGGUGGAGGAGGUGCUGGUGGUGGGGGCUCAACAGGCCCAGUUCCCCCAGGACGACGUCAUGACCUCUAUGAUAUCUACGACCUCCCUGACAGGGGCUUUGAGGACCAUGAGCCAGGCCCCAAGCGCCGGCGAGGUGGAUGCUGCCCCCCAGAUGGCCCCCAUUUUGAAUCGUAUGAAUACAGCCUGGCUCCACCCCGAGGGGUGGAGUGCAGGCUGCUAGAGGAAGAGAAUGCCAUGCUCAGGAAGCGGGUAGAGGAGCUAAAGAAGCAGGUCAGCAACCUUCUGGCCACCAACGAGGUACUGCUGGAACAAAAUGCCCAGUUCCGCAAUCAGGCCAAGGUCAUGACCCUGAGCUCCACUGCACCAGCAACUGAGCAGACUCUGGCCCCCACUGUGGGCACUGUCGCCACUUUUAACCAUGGCAUCGCCCAGACUCACACUACUCUCAGCAGCCAGGCUCUACAGCCUCGCCCCGUGUCCCAGCAAGAACUGGUGGCCCCUGCGGGAGCUCCAGCUGCUCCCCCAGCUAAUGCUGCACCGCCUGCCGCUCCACCACCCCCACCCCCACACUUGAACCCAGAGAUCACGCCACUGUCGGCUGCUCUGGCUCAAACAAUUGCCCAGGGAAUGGCACCCCCACCUGUCUCCAUGGCUCCUGUGGCUGUAUCUGUGGCUCCUGUGGCUGUAUCGAUGGCCCAACCCUUGGCAGGAAUCACAAUGAGCCACACCACCACUCCCAUGGUGACUUACCCCAUCGCCUCCCAGAGCAUGCGUAUCACAGCCAUGCCACACUGAUGGGGCUAAUGGAUACUCCCCUGGUAUAGCCUCCCAGGGCUGGGGUCGAGGGGCCCUUACCUACCCACUCGCCUAGCCCUCCCAGGCCCUGUCCAAAGGGCUCACUCAUGAACUAGGACAAGAGACUACAAGGAGUUUGCUUCUGAGCAGGGGUUGGGUUGGUGUGUUUUCUCUCACCUCCCUUUUAUGAGGGUCCUCUUGUCCAUCUUCCAGCCUCACAGAGGGGGCUUGCAUAGGAGUGCAGACUGAAGCCAGCAGAGGAAGGACUGACUGAGGGGCUGUGUGUUCUCUGAUGGGAAUUUGGGGGACAUCGUUGGUCUUGUCCUCUCUUCUGCACAGCACAGGUUCCAGCACUGGCUUUGGAAGAAAAAAAUACCCUGCCCAGAGGGGAAGCCAGGAAAGAUUGGGAAGUGGGUGGCCAGGAGAGAAGGCCUGAUAGGAGCCUUCAGACAAUUUGGGGCCUAGCUGAGUUGGACAAUACAGGAACUGCUCCUGGGCCCAUGGGAAGGCGGGGACCAUAGUACUCCAGCCCAAAAACUAGGGGAGCAUUCAUUACCUUGGCUUGGCCUGGACAUCCAUAGGGCAGGGCCCACCACGUUCCAAAGAAAUAAAAAAAUAUAUUUUUAACGAAUGGAGGCAGUGAAAACUUGCUUAGAUAUUCUGUGUGGAAGAUGGGAGCAGUAAAUAGAUCUCCUGCCAAAAUGAAAUAAAGACCCAACUCUCACAUAGUGGUAAGGAUGGAUGGAGGCCAGUGAAGAAGGGUAGGGACCCAGAACAAGAUCAGAUGGGGCUUUGGGGAAGGUACUUUGUGAGGUAAAAACAUUGGAGCCACCUAGUCCCAUCUGUUUUGGUUUCUAUCUGCACGUACUAUUCCCAGGUUGCCUUAGUAACCAGGGCUCCUAGGGUCAUUUAGGGGGCAGGUACUAAGAAGGGUGGAUGUGCUGGGAAAUGGGAAUGGGAUAUGUAUCUACAGAUCCUUCCCUUAUUCAAACAGAGCAGGGCAGGUGGCAGUUGCUCUCUGAGUUGACAGCAGUUGAUGUAACUCCUACCCCAUCCCUUCCUCAGUCACCAGUGCCUUAAGCCUUCAAGGCUUAAGAGGUGCUGGGGAAAGGAGAGUUAUUCUGGGGACACAAGCCUCAGGGUUCGUCCCUUUCUUCCCUCUGCCUCCACAUAGAACCACAGAGGUUUUAAAUCCAAUUAAGAGUCAGUAAGGCCAAGGGUCCCAGUAGCCAAGCCUCAGUUCCUCCUCAGCUCAUGGCUGAUGGAGGGGAAACAACUCAGGUGUCUAGUCUAUGGGACAGUGGAUUUGGGGGUAGAGAGAGUGAUCCUGGUUUGUUCUUUCCCCAUCAUAUCUCCUGCUACCUCUUGCUCUCUUGUCUGGUUGAUCACUCAGGUUACACCUGGGGUUGGAGAUGGUGGGCUAGGUCAAGGCCAGUCAUUUUUUAAAAAGGUUGCGGGGGGGGGCUGCAGCACGAAAGACUAAAAAUGGGCAAAUACUGAAAUAUUGUUUGUGGAUUCUAGAAACCACACAUUGAUAAGCCUAAUGUUGAUUUUCUGGCACAAUUCUGGUUUAUUAAAAGAGAUGGUUUAUUAGCAUUUA
Molecule: messenger RNA, 3294 nt
Organism: Physeter macrocephalus (sperm whale)
Lineage: Eukaryota; Metazoa; Chordata; Mammalia; Artiodactyla; Physeteridae
Gene: ZC3H10
Product: zinc finger CCCH-type containing 10
Exons: 3
Coding region: 156-1694 (512 amino acids)
Biological process (GO): regulation of RNA splicing
Molecular function (GO): RNA binding; metal ion binding
Source: RefSeq, a predicted model, not a curated record